Messenger RNA from Eublepharis macularius, 3004 nucleotides. RefSeq names its product G protein nucleolar 2 (gene GNL2). The record is from RefSeq and is a predicted model, not a curated record. The transcript has 16 exons. Gene Ontology annotation, cellular component: nucleolus. The coding region runs from base 50 to 2167 and encodes 705 amino acids. Gene Ontology annotation, molecular function: GTP binding. NCBI's taxonomy places the organism in Eukaryota, Metazoa, Chordata, Lepidosauria, Squamata, Eublepharidae.
CUUGCUGCGGACUGUGGGGAGCGCCGGUGCUUGAUCUGCCGCCGCCACCAUGGUGAAGCCACGCUUCAAGGGUCGCGCCAGCCUCAACCCCUCGCGGGCCAGCACCAACCCCGACCGGCCGGCGGAGUCGGGAGGCCGCAACAUGAGGGACCGGGCCACCAUCCGGCGGCUGAACAUGUACCGGCAGAAGGAGCGCAGGAACAAUCGUGGGAAAGUGAUCCGGCCGCUCCAGUUCCAGUCCACAGUGGCACCAGGCACAGUGGCCAGAGUGGAGCCCAACAUCAAGUGGUUUGGAAACACUCGUGUGAUCAAGCAGUCAUCCCUCCAGAAGUUCCAAGAAGAGAUGGAGACUGUGAUGAAGGACCCCUACAGAGUGAUCAUGAAGAAGAGCCGGCUGCCUAUAUCUCUCCUUCAUGACCGAAUUAAGCCUCAUAAUUCCAAGGUUCACAUUCUUGAUACUGAAACCUUUGAAACAACAUUUGGCCCCAAAUCGUUACGGAAGCGGCCAAAUCUCUCAGCGAGUGAUGUGCAGUCGCUGGUGGAAAAUGCUGCUGCUGAGGCUGGCAGCUAUGACAAAGACAAGGACCGGGAUUUAGUGGUGGAGGAUACUGGAGUGAGGGAGGAAGCACAAGAAGAUAUAUACAAGAAGGGGCAGUCUAAGCGAAUCUGGGGAGAGCUUUACAAGGUGAUCGAUUCAUCGGAUGUGGUGGUGCAAGUGCUGGACGCCAGAGACCCAAUGGGGACCCGCUCCCCACAUGUGGAGAGCUACCUGAAAAAAGAGAAGCCAUGGAAACAUCUCAUUUUUGUCUUGAACAAAUGUGACCUUGUGCCUACAUGGGCCACGAGACGCUGGGUGGCCCUUCUCUCCCGGGAGUAUCCCACCUUGGCCUUCCAUGCAAGCCUCACAAACCCCUUUGGAAAAGGAGCCUUCAUCCAACUCCUGAGACAGUUUGGCAAGCUGCAUGUGGACAAGAAACAGAUUAGCGUGGGCUUCAUUGGCUACCCCAAUGUGGGAAAGAGCUCGGUGAUAAAUACACUCCGCUCCAAGAAGGUCUGCAAAGUGGCUCCCAUCGCUGGCGAAACCAAGGUGUGGCAGUACAUCACCUUGAUGCGCCGCAUAUUCCUCAUUGAUUGCCCAGGAGUGGUGUAUCCCUCAGGAGACACGGAAACCGAAAUUGUGUUGAAGGGAGUGGUUCAAGUUGAAAAAAUCAAGACUCCAGAAGAUCAUAUUGCCACAGUGCUGGAGCGAGCCAAGCCAGAGUACAUCAGCAAAACAUACAAAGUGGACUCCUGGCAAAAUGCAGAGGAUUUCCUUGAGAAGCUGUCCAUCAAGACUGGGAAGCUGCUCAAGGGGGGAGAGCCCGAUGUGCGCACAGUGAGCAAGAUGGUGCUGAACGACUGGCAGAGGGGCCGUAUUCCCUUCUUCGUGAAGCCCCCAAAUAUGGAGCAGGGCCCUCAGCCCAGAGAGGAUGCCUCAACCACAAGCCAGUGUAAGGAGUCUGAGGACACCACAGAGUCACUCGAAGAGCAGGCUGUGAAUGAUGACCACCCCAAUACGAUGUGGCCUUUGUCCCACGUGCGGCAGAACUUUGGGCAGAUCCAUGUUGUUCCUCAUUUCUCACAAGAGGACUUGAUCCCUGUGGAUGUGUCAGAUGGCAGUGAAACAGACGAUGACCCAGAGGAGGAUGGUCAGCUUCAUGAGGCAGACGAUGGCCCUUUGAACAAAGCAGACAGUGGGCAGGAUUCCAAAGCAGUACUAAAGGCUCUGGACGAGAAGAUUUCCAAGUAUAAGAGAUUCUUGGAGAAGGCCAAAGCUAAGCGCUUCUCUGCAAUAAGAAUCCCCAAAGGGCUGAGUGAAAAAGUCUUUGCAAAGUCUCAGUCGAAUGCUGCGACUGCUUCAUGUGGUGAUACCAGAGAGAGUCAGAGGAAAGCUGAGAAAAGGAGGGUAGAAGAAGAUGAAGAGGAGGCCGACACUCAUCAGGUUAAGAAGCCUUGCAAGAAACUAAGUUCUAAGGAGCGGAGAGCACAGCAGCGGCAGCAGCAUUCCAAGAAAACUGGUGUCCGUUAUUAUGACACUCACAAUGUCAAAAAUAAAAACCGGAACAAGAAGAAACACAAUGAAGAAGGUCAGAAACCAAAAAUGAAGAGAAAUAAAUACAAGCAUUAGUUUUUUUCCUUUUUGAACAGAGUGAAGUAUCUGUUGGGCUUUGCCAGAACUGUGCUGUGUAAACAGCUGUACCUCACCUGGUCUCUCUGACUUCCCCCCGGCAUGCUAGGCUGAAGGAAUUGGAACUCUUUCUGAGCCUAACCACUGCUGGAGAGUUGGGACAUUCCUAUUGACUCAGUGCCAGAACGAAUCCUUCACUUAUACUAAUCCGGCAGCCAUCUUACAUUUUGCCUAAAUCGUCAGCUUUUUGGCACGGGCCCCAAUUAGGUGCUCCUGAAACCAGCACAAGGCCCCCUACAGAAAACAAAAAGAUAACUUUACUAUGGGGUGGGAGCUUUUGUAAAUCAACCCAGAAUGUGGAAAACAGCAUAGUAAGAAUUGCACACACUGUUGAGGCAUAGGGGCACAGAGGGAUAAAUUGGUUGAGAGGAGUUGGAGUGGGGCGCUUCAAAUCCUCCCCCCAUGAGUAUUUCCAGUUAAGAUUUACUAUAUACUAGGUGGUAACUCCACAGGUGCCCACUUCUGUGCUCCUAUUUUAUAGCGGGAUAGUCUUACGGCCCUAACAGAAAAGCUAGAAUUAUCUAUGAAAUCAGUACUUUCCCCCAAAACUCUUCAAGACAAUGUGUGUCUUAACUCAUCCUGCAGUCAUCUACUAAAACUCACAGAGGGAAAAACAAGUAGAACCAGAAAGCAGCCUGGAGAACUGGAUGCACUUCGUAGCACUGUAGCUAAUUCCUAGCUGCAGCAAAGAGCACCCGCAUAGCAGGACAGGUAGAGAUCUUUGAGGGGAGUAUCUGUGUUCCAAAGGAAGCCUGGAAUAGGCAAUGCCAACUAAGC